AUGACAGAUUGUAAACCUAGAUUGACACCAUGUGAGCAAAAACUGGACCAAAGUGAUCGCAAUGAUCCCAUAGAUGCAAGAAAAUAUCGAGAGAUAGUAGGUAGCUUGCUGUAUGUUAUGACCUGUACAAGGCCAGAUUUAAGCUGGGUGAUCAGUAACCUGUCACAAUACUUAUCAGAGCCAACAGAACAACAUUUAACCACAGCUAAGCAUGUGAUGAGGUACUUAAAGCGUACUAUUGACUAUGAGUUGUGCUACAAAAAAUGUAGUGAAAACUUGAAACUCGAGGUGUAUAGUGAUGCCGAUUGGGCCUCUGAUGUGAAUGAUAGGAGGAGUAUGACUGGAUACUGCUUUAGCCUAACCAAGAAUGGUCCUCUGAUUGAAUGGAAAUCAAAGAAACAGCCCACAGUAGCUUAA
Messenger RNA from Bombina bombina (fire-bellied toad), 417 nucleotides. RefSeq lists its product as uncharacterized. The record is from RefSeq and is a predicted model, not a curated record. The coding region runs from base 1 to 417 and encodes 138 amino acids. Lineage: Eukaryota; Metazoa; Chordata; Amphibia; Anura; Bombinatoridae. The transcript has a single exon.